Molecule: messenger RNA, 1657 nt
Organism: Solea senegalensis (Senegalese sole)
Lineage: Eukaryota; Metazoa; Chordata; Actinopteri; Pleuronectiformes; Soleidae
Gene: ccnp
Product: cyclin P
Exons: 9
Coding region: 121-1359 (412 amino acids)
Biological process (GO): mitotic cell cycle phase transition; regulation of cyclin-dependent protein serine/threonine kinase activity
Cellular component (GO): cytoplasm; cyclin-dependent protein kinase holoenzyme complex; nucleus
Molecular function (GO): cyclin-dependent protein serine/threonine kinase regulator activity
Source: RefSeq, a predicted model, not a curated record
GGCCGUCCCACCUGUCUUUAAGAGCGGCUGUCCGCAGCAGCAUGGCCGCGCUCUCUGUUCCGUCGUCGCCUGUGGAUAAGUAGCUGCAGCGGCUACGGGAACUGUGUGUCCGGCUGUGACAUGGCCAGGACCGGCUUCUCUGACUCCAAGCCCCUGCUGGACUUACACAAGAAGGCGGAUGAGAGACGAGCCCCAUUAAGAACUUGGGCCAACGCCUGUGGGCCUAUAGAUCGCUGGCAGCCUGCUGAAGUAGAGGAGUCCAGGAUGGCUCCUGUUAAAAUGGAGCCAGAACGCAGAUGGGAGAGGAGCAUAUCGAUGCAAACCAGUGAAGGCCUCAUCAUGGAGUUCCACCAGGACAGUCGGACACACUCGGCUGAUGUGGAUGUGUGUGUGGAGGAGCAUGUGCUUCUCUACCCUCACGGCCUGCCGUCUCUGCACAGCCUACAGUCGUUGGUGCCCAGCUUUCUGCGCCAUGAGGUAGAGAUGGCUCUGGAGAAACUGGGCCUCAUAUGGGACAGAACCUACGCCUGGGACAUGUUCUUGGUCAUGAUGAGAAAUCAGACGUGGAACUCUUUCCCUAACGCUGACCUGCCUCGGCAUUUCACAGACGCCACUCGAGCAGUCCUGGUUGACUGGCUUAUUCAAGUUCACGAGAUAAUGCACUUCCAGGAAGAGACCCUCUAUCUGGCGAUACACCUCGUCAACUGCUCGCUGCGUCAGCUCAAGGUGACGACUGCUAAUCUGCAGCUCCUCGGCAUGGUCUGCCUCUUCCUUGCUGCAAAAAAAGAAGAGUGUCUGCUCCCUGAGGUGUCUGGACUCUGCUACGUGAUGGACCACACCUACACUAAACAUCAGCUGCUGCGUAUGGAGCGUAAAGUCCUCUGUGGGCUGAAGUUUGAUUUGUCCUACUGCCCUCCUCUGCAUUUUCUUCUCCUUCUUGCCUCCAUUGCACGCUGCAGCGCUAAGGUGGUGUGGAUGGCUCGUUACCUGCUGGAGCUCUCUCUUCUGGAGGGUCAGUGUGUGGUGUACCCACCUGCACAGCUGGCAGGAGCGGCCAUCUGCUUGUCCCGCCAAGUCUUGCAGGAGCCCCCAACGCCUGAGGGGGAGGCUGCCUGGUGCCUGGCCUCCAGUAUUUAUGUCGGCAGCGAGACUGUGCUGCUGAGGAUCAUGCACAUUCUAGCCAGUGCUGCAGCCAAUGCCCACGCCAGAGAGACCUGCGCAUCUUUUAUUAAAUUCUCUUCCCCAGAGAGCAUGUACGUCAGCAGACACCCAGGUCUAAAAAAUGCCUCUGCUCUGUUGUAUGCACUUGACAAACUUGAAUCACAGGAACCACAUUAUUUCUCCAAAGCUUCAAGGUAGAGAUACUGGACUGAUACAACUGGAGUUAAUAGACUCGUGUGAUCCAUGUCUCUGUAUCCUGAGGAAUAACUAUGGGAAUGGGUGAGGAAAAAGUGUAUAAUAAAUGUAUUCCACAAAGAAUUGCAUGCACGUGAAUUAGCCUGUCUAUUGCACACCUUUUUUAUGAUCUUAUCUUGCAGCUGAUAUAGAAAAUAUUUGAAUUGUACUGAUGUGUCCUUGUCAUUUGUGGAAAAGAUGUGAGUUGUCUGACAAGUCAUCUGAAGUUUUAAUGUAAAAAUAAAGUGUCUGCUGCAAAGUA